Messenger RNA from Alligator sinensis (Chinese alligator), 3085 nucleotides. RefSeq names its product TNF receptor superfamily member 25 (gene TNFRSF25). The transcript is spliced from 11 exons. NCBI's taxonomy places the organism in Eukaryota, Metazoa, Chordata, Crocodylia, Alligatoridae. Gene Ontology annotation, molecular function: protein binding. The record is from RefSeq and is a predicted model, not a curated record. The coding region runs from base 260 to 1510 and encodes 416 amino acids. Gene Ontology annotation, biological process: signal transduction. Gene Ontology annotation, cellular component: plasma membrane.
GCGUGAUGCCAGCACCACCUGUUCCACCUCUCCAUGACGAUGUAGCAUCAUGCCCAGGGUGGCAGGAGCUCUAGCUGGCCUCUGCCCUGUCUACAUGUGUGCAUGCAUGUGCCUGCACAUGGCUGCUAGCAAGAACAUGGGCUGCCUGCUUGCCUGUCGCUCUUGUACCAGGCCAUGACCCCCUCGGCUUGCUGGCCACUCCACAACAGACUUUCUCUCUGCAUCACCCUGUUAUGACCAGCCCAGAUCGGGCUCAAGGAUGAAGAGCUGGUCCUUGAUGGUAGCCUGGAUUUGUCUGACUGCGCUCCUUGCGGUGACAGGCAGCAGGUCUGAGACCCCAGGUCCCAGGUGGCCUCAUGCUUAUGAGCACCGUGACAAGUUGAGGAGGGAGAGGAGCUCACUGGAGCAGGCUUCUAAGCUCUCUUGCCCGGAUGGUCAGGUGCAGCCUCAAGGCACCCAGCACUGCUGCCAAAUGUGCCCACCAGGGACAUUCAUGGAGUCCCCCUGUGCCCACGCUGGUGAGGAGCCCACCUGCAGGCACUGCCCCACUGGCACCUUCCUCUCUGCCUGCAACACCAUGCUUGAGUGCCUCGCCUGCUCUGAGUGCGAUGCCCAAGUUUCCCAAGUUGUGCUGAAGAACUGCACUGCCACCAGCGAUGUGGAGUGUGGCUGUCAGCUGGGCUACUUCCAACGGUGCAACCAGCCUUCCUGUAAGGACUUCACCUGCACACAGUGUCGCCAGUGCCGGGGCAGAUCCACUCGCCGCAACUGUUCCUCCAGGGAGGACACACAGUGUGGGGACUGCCAGCCUGGCUUCUUCCUGGAGGGCAGCGAGUGCCAACCCUGCGCCAGCAAGGGCCUCGAGUGGUGUGGUGACAGCUGUGAGAAGACAUGUGACAGCCCCAACCUGCCUGCAGGAACCGGCCUGGAGUACCUCCUGCUGUGCCUCAUUGGGCCCCUCCUCCUGGGAGCUCUUGUCGCCUACCGCAAGAGGAGGCAGCUUAGCCAGGACACCUUGAGCACUGCAGAUGAGGCUGCAGUUCGAGACUUGAUGUUGCAGAAGGCUGAGCCGUGUUUGCCUGAUGCCACAGCCCCAAGCCUGGAGUCCCAGAACCUGCUCCAGCUGAACCUAACAGAGUCACUGCAGAUGAAUGGUGCUGCCUGGGCCGCUACUGCCUCCUGCAGCUUGUCCUCCAAGGAGCCCCACCAGGACGCACCAAGCCCCCCACGUGGCAGCGUGCUGCAGCCGGGCAGCCAGCUGUAUGACAUCAUUGAUGCGGUACCUGUCCGGCGCUGGAAGGAGUUCAUGCGUGUGCUGGAGCUGCGGGAUGCUGAGAUUGAAGUGGUGGAGAUGGAAUUCACCCAUGUCCGGGACCAGCAGUAUGAGAUGCUGAAGCGCUGGUGCCAGCAGCGGCAUGCCACGCUCAGUGCUGUCAUCCAUGCCCUGGAGCGCAUGGAGCUGUCUGGCUGUGCUGAGGAGCUCUGGCAUCGGCUUCAGUGCUUCUCGUGAGCCAGUGCCCAGCCCAUCACCCUUAAGUGACAGAGCCAGCCUGGAGGUGGGGGCUUGGGGAGCACAUUGAUAGAAAGGACUUGCUGCAUCCCUGGCAUUAGCUGGAUCAGGAGGCCCUGGCUUCCCCUUGCAGCAGGUGCUGGUACUCUGCACUGUGUUGUGAAAAAGGCUCAUGGCACAGCCAAGCCUGCGGCAGCCCCUCAACACUGCAAGGGCAAGAGGCAUGCAGGGAAGCACAGCAUAGCCUGCUCCCUGCCCUGGCCUUCCUAGAGACUUUCAGCUCCAACUCUAUAAACACUAGGACCACAGGAGCUCAGACCCUGCUCAUUUGCCCCCUGGACACAAUGCUCCCUGGGGGCCUCAGGGCUCACACACACCUGUGCCAGCUACCUUGGCACUUUGGCCUGCCUUAUUAGCCCUAAGCUAUGCCAGUGAACCCUUGAGCAUGCUCAGCUAGCUGCACAGGGGCCUGGUUCAGCACAGGGGCUUUGCCCCAGGUGCUCCCAUCUAGUGCCUCACUGACAGAGGCAAAUGUGCCUCACUGAUAGUGAUGAAGCAUAGGCAGGGUGAGCUUCCCAAUCUUGGGGGUGUUUGAUGAGAGCUCCGUCUGCCACAGGCCACUCAGGAGGUUGCUGGGGAGUGGGACAGACCCGUGGCUCUCCCAUAUUGCUCAGGGAGUGGCGCUCAGGCUGUGGGUGGGUGGGCAAGUGGGUGCUGUGUACCAGUAAGUAUUGUUACUUAUCCUCUGUAGACAUUUUAUGUCAGUUACUUGUGUUGGCUCUGCCCAGCAGUAGCAGGGCAGGGCUGGUGUGUUCUCAGCCAUCAGUAUGAUGGGACUGGACUGCAGUUCUCUGCUGGGGGUUCCCUGCCUCAGCCAGGGGAUGGGACAGCUGUUGGCUUUAUUUAUAUGCUUUGUGUUGCUGAAUGAUCAGAGCUGGGUUACAUCCGUGGAACCCAGGGCUUAGCCCUGCAGGGCAGGUGGGAUGGGGGAGGGAAAUUCCAGGGCUGGCAUCUCUGUGAGGGGUGGGGGGUGAUCAAGGAAAGCAUGCAAGAUGAUUGGGCAGGGGGUAUUUCUUGGUUGGUCUGUCUGGAAGAUAAAAGGGGAUGCCCAGCUCCUGUGGUAUCCAUUGUGGGUGCUGCAUCUCUUAUGGGAGUGUUGGGGCACAUGACAGCACCCUGGGACUCGGGGCUGGUGGGGGUGGCCUUGCUGUGGAGCUGCCUAUGGCAGAGGGGUACACUACACGCAUGAGGGAGGCACAUCAGUGCAAGGUCAGACAGUGAGAAAGGGUAGAAGCAGCUGAAAGAGGAACAGGGCCAGUGAGGCCCAGCAGCAGGUACCUGGAAUGGGUCCUGUGGCCAUGCCAGCACCUGGCUUAGGGUUGGACAAUUCCUCACCCCCAGCCUAAGGUGGAUCUUCCCCCUUAGCUGCUUCCCUGCUGCCCUCCCCUGUCUCCAAGCCUCCCCAGAACCCCUGAUCUAACAUGCUGGAGCAUUGGAUCACAUGCAAUAAAAUGGUCUGGACUGAGGUGAGCAACUGCAGCUAAUUUUGUUAAUGGUUAACUCCUGGUCUUGCUG